Molecule: messenger RNA, 930 nt
Organism: Sphaerulina musiva SO2202
Lineage: Eukaryota; Fungi; Ascomycota; Dothideomycetes; Mycosphaerellales; Mycosphaerellaceae
Exons: 2
Coding region: 1-930 (309 amino acids)
Source: RefSeq, a predicted model, not a curated record
AUGCUUCCCCAGCAAAAACAUCGACAGUUCUCGCAAGCAUCUGCUCCCUACUCGUCACAUCAGGGAACUCCGUACCAGAGCCCGCCCACGAUUGGACAUCAGCCCAACGGUCUCCCACCUGCACAGCUCUCGCGCAAGAGGAGCUUCCAGGAAGACUACACAUAUGACUAUCCAGCGUCCCAACAGCACAGUGAGGGACACAUCCCCGUGGAGCUCGCGGGACAUGGCCACCACAUGCAAGCCGGACCAGUUCCCUAUCAUUACCAGCCACAUCGCUCGACUUCCGCACAGUCGCACUCUCAUUCGAGUACUCCUCAACAGUCGUAUGCGUAUCAACAGCAGCAACAGCAGCAAGCGGCGCAUCACCACCACAAGCUGCCGAAUCAGCCUCCCAACAAGCUGCAGAGGACCUCGUACAGUCGUGAAACGCCUGAAGAUGACGAGCAUGGGCCUCCCAGCGUCGUCGGACAACCCGGUAUGCCGGAACCGGCGCCUCGCCCCAAAGGUCCCAAACUCAAAUUCACACCGGAAGACGAUGCGUUGCUGGUGGAACUUAAAGAGACCAAGAACCUCACCUGGAAGCAAAUUGCCGACUUCUUCCCAGGACGCAGCUCGGGAACGCUCCAGGUCCGGUAUUGCACCAAGCUCAAGGCCAAGACUACAAUCUGGACAGAUGAUAUGGUGCAACGUCUUCAACUUGCGAUGCAGGAGUAUGAAGUGGACCGUUGGCGAGUCAUUUCCGGCAAAGUGGGAAACGGCUUUUCUGCAACGGCCUGCAAAGAGAAAGCCAUGGAGCUCGACGCUCCGGACAUGGAAGACACCGAAUAUGUGCGACACGAGAGUACGACCGCCACGAAUCUCCUACCAGGCUCGACGACGACGACAGCGAGAGAACCAUUUGCUACCAACAACCACCAGUCCGAGGGUUGA